Messenger RNA from Fusarium keratoplasticum, 1242 nucleotides. Its product is annotated as FMN hydroxy acid dehydrogenase domain-containing protein. Lineage: Eukaryota; Fungi; Ascomycota; Sordariomycetes; Hypocreales; Nectriaceae. The record is from RefSeq and is a predicted model, not a curated record. The transcript is spliced from 3 exons. The coding region runs from base 1 to 1242 and encodes 413 amino acids. Gene Ontology annotation, molecular function: FMN binding; oxidoreductase activity.
AUGCCUAGCAGCGAGACUCAACAGCCUGGCAAAGGGGCUUCCAAUCUUCCACCGGCGACGGCAACGGUGCCCAUGGAUUCAAAGCCCGGAGAGAAACCUCCUCUCGACUCGUUGAUCAGCACCCUUGACUUUGAAGAAGUAGCUUCAAAGACCCUCGACCCCAAAGCAUGGGCCUUUUACUCUUCAGCAGCGACAGAUCUGAUAACAAAGGGCAUGAACGCAGCUUGCUAUGAUCAAAUGAUCUUGCGUCCUCGCGUAAUGGUUGAUGUUGAAAAGGUUAGCACGAAGCAGAGAAUCCUUGGUUGCGACAGCGGUGUCCCGUUUUACUUCUCACCCGUUGCCAUGGCCAAACUGGUUCAUCCUGAAGGCGAGAAGGCGGUUGCGCGAGGAUGCAAGGAGAACAAUGUCAUCCAGACUAUCUCAACACAGGCAUCGUACCCGGUCGAAGAGAUUGUCAAAGAAGGAGAUGCUGGCCAGUCCUUCUUUUACCAGCUCUACGUCAAUAAGGACCGGAGCAAGAGCGAGGACCUUCUUGCACGAGUUCAGGCACUAGGAAUCAAGGCGAUAUUUGUCACUGUCGACGGCCCAGUUCCCGGUAAGAGAGAGGCAGACGAGCGAGCAAAGGCCGAGGAGGGUCUGUCUAUUCCAAGUGGCUCCAAAGCUAAGAGCGACAGCAAGGGUGGUGGCUACGGACGCAUCAUGGGUAACUGGGUGGAUGCCUCGCUCAGCUGGAAAGACAUCGCUUGGUUGCGGAAGGCCUGGUCUGGUCGUAUCGUGCUCAAGGGUGUCAUGACCGCCAUGGAUGCCAAGCUCGCGGCUCAGCACAAGCUGGACGGUAUCGUUCUAAGUAACCACGGCGGCAGGAAUUUGGACACAAGCCCAGCGACCAUCCUACUGCUUCUCGAACUUCAGAAGAACUGCCCUGAAGUAUUUGACCAGCUCGAGAUCUUGGUAGAUGGAGGUAUUCGACGUGGAACCGACGUCUUCAAAGCACUGUGCCUGGGGGCAAAAGCCGUGGGGGUGGGUAGGGGAUUCUCAUACGCUCUCACCUAUGGUGAAGAGGGUGUCAAGAAAUAUGUCGAGAUACUCAAAGACGAACUUGAGACAACCAUGAGACUUUGCGGUAUCACUGAUCUCUCUCAAGUCCACCCUGGGUUGGUGAACACGGGAGCCGUGGAUCACCUCGUUCCUGGCCUAGAUGGACAUCCAUAUGCGAAGUGGCGUCCUAAGGCAUUGCUGUAA